UGGCUGCGCACACAGCGACUAAACGUGUCUUGUGAAAUGCCGCACGGACUGGCGAGGUCGUGUUGUGUUUUCAGUAAGCGCAGACCGACAUCAUGUCUGCAGACUUGCAUUCGAAGGAGCAGCAAGAUAUCAUACAGUGGCACUGUACUUUUGCCCAAGACAGGCUUUCCCCAGCGAAUCACAGGCGCGAAAAGGGCCGAAAACGAUGAGAAGAUCGCUAAAUACGCAUGCUUUGAAGAGCACUAUGCAUGGCAACGUGAAAACAACAAGGGACCCGACUUCAUUCUUCAUGACGGGCCUCCAUAUGCGAAUGGUGACACGCACUUGGGGCACGCCGUCAACAAGAUUCUGAAGGACAUCACCAUCAGGCAUCAUUCCUUAAAAGGUGACCGAGUGCACUUUGUGCCAGGCUGGGACUGUCAUGGCCUCCCCAUCGAGACAAAAGCUCUCACUGCAGCUGAAAGCCAUGGAACGCCAACUGAUGUUCGCUCCAAAGCACACAGCUUUGCGUCUGCCACCAUUCAGAAGCAGAUGAACUCCUUCAAGCAUUGGGGUGUCAUGGCCAACUGGAAGGAACCGUACAGGACAUUCGAUGUCACCUACGUCACAAAGCAGAUUGAGGCCUUUUAUGAUCUCUACGAAAAGGGCUAUGUUUUUCGAGACUUCAAGCCCGUCUACUGGUCGCCAUCUAACCGAACUGCGCUUGCUGAAGCUGAGUUGGAGUACAAUGUCAAUCACGUUAGCAAAUCUGUGUAUGUUGCCUUCCCGCUAGUCAAAGUGCCGGACGCUGUGCGAAGUGUUUUGCCAAAGGGCGUUGAGCUUUUGGCACUGAUAUGGACAACCACACCGUGGACCCUGCCAGCAAACCAGGCCAUCUGCUUCUCAUCGAAACAUCAGUAUAGCAUUGUUCGAAUGAGCACCACUCGGAGACACUUGCUCGUGGCUUCGGACCUGAUCUCUCAUCUUCAACAAAAGCUCAAAGAAGAUUUAGAGAUUGUAGCCACUUUCACAGGAAGUGACACGUUGUCGAACGCCACGUACGCACACCCCCUCUAUCCUGACAAGGAGCUGAGGUUUUUGCCGGGAGACUUUGUAACCAUGGAUAAAGGAACGGGACUGGUCCAUUCGGCUCCCAGUCAUGGCUUUGAAGAUUACCAGAAUGCCCUGAAGCACAGUAUAGCAAUGGAGGACUGUCUUGUGGACGAAGAGGGACGUUUCACGUCGAGCUGCAGGCCAGAGCUGCGCGGUCUUCCGGUGCUGACCGAGGGCUCCGAGGCCGUCACAAAACUGCUGGCUAAUCACGUCAUCCAAACUGGCAGCUACACCCACAGUUAUCCCUACGACUGGCGCAGCAAACAGCCCGUCAUCGUCAGGUCUUCCCGCCAGUGGUUUAUCAACCUCGACGACGACAUGAGGCAGCGUGCGCUGGACUGCCUCAAACGAGUGCAGAUUUUGCCGGAAUCAGCGCGCACCAUGUUUGAGAACCAAUUGGCACAGCGACCCCACUGGUGCAUCUCCAGGCAACGGUACUGGGGUGUCCCAAUACCGGUGGUUUUUCAGGAUGAAAAGUCACUCACUUCAAGAGAAUUCAUCAGACACGUCUGCAAUCUUAUGAAUGCAAGAGGACCGGACGUGUGGUGGACAGCCACUGACAAGGAGCUUUUGCCUGAUGAAGUGCGCAAACAGUUUGGAGUUGGUAAGAAUGUGGCUUUAACACGAGGCCGAGACAUUAUGGACAUCUGGUUAGACAGUGGGCUCAGCUGGAAGAUGGUUCUUCCAGAACCUUGCCAAGCAGACGUCUACCUGGAAGGCCUCGACCAGGUUCGAGGUUGGUUCCAGUCUUCACUACUCACGAGUGUCGCACUUACGGGCAAAGCACCUUACAGGAAGCUGUACAUGCAUGGCUUCACUCUGGACGCUGAGGGUCGCAAGAUGUCCAAGUCGCUGGGCAACGUCAUUGACCCCGAGACGAUAACAAAGGGUGGAAAAGACCUCAAGAAGGACCCCGCCUUUGGAGUUGACGUGCUUCGGUGGUGGGUUGCCGCCCACACUAGUAACCAUGAAAAUGUUCCUGUUGCCAAGCACGUCCUGGUAGAGUGCCAAGAAAACGUUGCAAAGCUCCGAGGUACGCUCAGGUUCUGCCUUGGAGCACUCUCCGACUUCGAUCACUUGCAUCACGUGUUGCCGUACGAAGAGAUGCUGCCAUUAGACCGGUUCAUGCUUCACCUUCUGGGCGGAUUUCACAAUCGGGUUAUGUCCCUGUACGAUGAAAUGAGGUACAACCAUGCCUGUUCUGCUGUGCUAAACUUUGUUGUGAAUGAAGCAUCGUCUUUCUACUUCCAAGCUGUGAAGGACAGGCUCUACUGCGACGUGGAGGACUCCGCGAGUCGGAGGUCCUGCCAGACGGCUCUGAGCCAUGUGCUAGACGUGCUGGUGAAGCUUACCGCUCCUGUAGUUCCGCACCUUGCGGAAGAGGUUUUCUACCACCAUGCAGACCCUGGCAAGUACGACACCGGUGUUUUCCGGCGCACGUGGCACACACCUCCGAAUGACUGGGAACGCCUGGAGUUUUCCCAGUUGGAGAAGCCACUUGCGAAGCUGAGAGAAGUCGUGAAUAAAGCUGCUGCCAAGUCUCGGCCAGUGCUGCACGACAUCAAGAUCAUCACUGCCAGUGGGGACAGCCCUUUGGCCACCAGCCUUAGGGUUCUCCAGCCAGAAGAUUCAGCUGUUCACUCAGGGCUGACUGAUGUGCUGCAAGUGGCUUCGGUCACUUUUGAACAAGACGAUGAGCUGAUAGCACAAGUCGAUUCUGACAGGGCUGCGAUUGUGGAUGCAGCGGAUGAAAAGAUGUUGGUUGUGCUUGAGCCCACAAAGAUGGCUGCCUGUGAGCGGUGUCGACGCAACAUCUCCAGUGAAGAGGGCCGCCUGUGCACCAGGUGUGAGGCUGUUUACCAGAGAUUGAACUUCAAAUGGGGUGUUCACACGGACGAUGCUGUUACAGCAGAACAAGAAGACAAAGUCCAGACAAAAUCACGGACAUAGAGGAAGAAGUUGCCCUAGGCUCUGUAAUUACAAGCAAUCUCAGUAUGUAAUGAAAUAAAUGUUUUGUUUCCUUGC
Molecule: messenger RNA, 3117 nt
Organism: Dermacentor andersoni
Lineage: Eukaryota; Metazoa; Arthropoda; Arachnida; Ixodida; Ixodidae
Gene: IleRS-m
Product: Isoleucyl-tRNA synthetase, mitochondrial
Biological process (GO): mitochondrial translation; isoleucyl-tRNA aminoacylation
Cellular component (GO): mitochondrion
Molecular function (GO): isoleucine-tRNA ligase activity; ATP binding; aminoacyl-tRNA deacylase activity
Source: RefSeq, a predicted model, not a curated record